GCAGUUCCUUGGAACCACCUUCCCCGUCCACUGGCUCCGGGCUCCUGUCAUCUGAGAAUCUCUUCAGUGGCUUAUCUCGGGUUCACUGUUUACCCAGUGCAGCCUGGCAACUGUCCGUAUGCUUGGGAUUAUCUCGCGCGCUCCCUUUCAACACCGCGGCGAAGUUCUGCUGUCAUUUAGCCUUCUUUUGCGUGGAAAAAGUGGAGAGGCGGCUGCAGAAGAGGCAAGACUUGUGAGCGCCCCUUUUAUUUGGAUCUUCGGCUGCUUGCCUUUUUCUUUGCACUUCUCGCCUUGACUUUUGGUCAUCUCGAGGCUCUCUUUGCAUGCGAUGGAUCACACGCUCUUCGGCUGCCUGCGCAGCCCCCACGCUUCCGCGCAGGCCCUGCACCCCGCGUUCUCGCAGUCCCCGCUGGCCCUGCACGGGCGAUCAGACCAUGUCUCCUACCCUGACCUGUCGGGCUCCUCGCCCUCGUGCGUCGUUGGCGGUUACCCGGGCGACGAGGGGCUGUUCGGCGGGCCACACCACCGCAGCCACCCGGGGCUGCAGCAUCACCCUCCGCAGCCGCAGCAGCCGCAGUCCAGCUGGCACAUUCCGCAGAUGCCCUCCUCUGCGCCCACCAACCCUCGACACAGCCUCUGCCUCCCUCCUCACAGUACCGCACCCCCAGAGCUGGGCCCCAGUGGUCCCAACUUGUGUGCCACCACGCCGAGUUUAGGCAGCGGCGCUCCGACAGGGGCUUCCUGCGUACCUGGGGACUUCGGACGACAAACGCUGUCCCCCGAUGAGGCGGAGAAGCGGAACAGCAAGAGGAAAGGUGACAACACAGAUUCCCAGGACGGCAGCUGUAAGUCAGACAUGAGCGGCAAGCCCAGGAAGGAGAGGACGGCGUUCACCAAGGAGCAGAUCCGGGAACUGGAGGCGGAGUUCGCCCAUCACAACUAUCUGACAAGGCUGCGGCGCUAUGAAAUAGCGGUGAACCUUGACCUCACGGAAAGACAAGUGAAGGUCUGGUUUCAAAACAGGCGGAUGAAGUGGAAGCGUGUGAAAGGGGGACAGCAAGGGGCAGUGGCACGGGAGAAGGAACUGGUGAACGUGAAAAAGGGGACACUACUGCCAGCCGAGUUCUCCGGCAUCGCGGGGCUCCACCACUCGGCAGACUCCCUGGCGAAUGAGGACAGUCGUGACAGCGAUCAGAGCACUGAGCACGCUCACUUAUGAUGUGCCACAGGCCACACCCCCUUGCCACUGGCCCGGCCUCAUCACUCAGGAAAGGAUGUGUCUUCCACGGGACGCUAUUUUUUUUUCAUAAUUGAUUUUUAAAGGAUUUUUUUUAAGUAAUUGAUGAUUAAAUCCACACAAGUACGGACACGUUUUACGAGAAAGUAUAAGGACAUUUUUUUGUCACCCUUUAAACAAAAGCAAAUUUUGGGAAACAAAAUAAGCAAGCGAAAGGGAAAAUGUAACUAAACAUAUUUAAAGGAUAUGAUUUACUAAUGACAGCAGUUAGAACAGCAACAUGCAACUCAGUGUCCUGAUAAAAGUUCCAAGUUUUUUUGUUUUGUUAUAAAUAUGGACAGUUCCGAUAAGGCCUUUGUGUUGUGAACAUUCCACUGUAUGUCCACCAGAAAGAACAGGCAGGGGUUAGCUAAGGUUUUGCACUGUUGAUUUCUCUCCUGUAUCAGUUUCUACUGUAUGUGCUGAAAGUUACGAUUAAAUCGAAUUAUGAUCAAAUCAGAUGUGCAGGUUGUGCAAAUAAUUAUUUUGUUCAGCAUAUAUAUGUACAUAUAUAUAUAUAUAUACAUAUAUAUAUAAAAUCUGUAAAUAAUUAUCAGUAUUUUUAUUACCUUCAUUCAUUCUAAUGGUUUUCUAUCAACAGUAUACUGCUUGCCGUAAUAAACUUUGCUUGUAA
This is a messenger RNA of Brienomyrus brachyistius, 1910 nucleotides long. RefSeq names its product mesenchyme homeobox 2a (gene meox2a). The transcript has 3 exons. The record is from RefSeq and is a predicted model, not a curated record. The coding region runs from base 329 to 1219 and encodes 296 amino acids. Gene Ontology annotation, biological process: positive regulation of transcription by RNA polymerase II. Gene Ontology annotation, molecular function: DNA-binding transcription factor activity, RNA polymerase II-specific; RNA polymerase II cis-regulatory region sequence-specific DNA binding. Lineage: Eukaryota; Metazoa; Chordata; Actinopteri; Osteoglossiformes; Mormyridae. Gene Ontology annotation, cellular component: nucleus.